AUGCAGUAUGCCGUCAAAGAGCCCGAGGAUGAUGGCGGCCUGUCGUCGGGAGCAAUUGCCGGGAUCGCCGUCGGCAGUGUGGCCGGCGUGCUUGCUAUAAUUGGGCUCGCCGCUUUGAUCUAUAGGCGGCGUCGGAGCUCUCGUCGGAUGACUCGGCUGAAAAAGGAGCUUCACAAUAGCUACUACCCAGACAUCGGGGCGUCAGAGGUGCCAACCGUGCGGAGAGGGACCCAUUCUAGCGGCGGUUUUGGAUUCCACGAGUCGGAGGCCAUAUACAAAGCUCGAGCCCAGCCUACCAAACCUACCAAACCUACCAAGCAAAGAUAUGAUAGCCCCACACAUGUCUAUAAACCGGCUGUUAUGGGUUCUUUGGUGCAGCCUCCCAUGGCUUAUAAGUCUGGAACUCCGCGGGACGAUGGAGAAGACGAGCUGUCGCUACCGUCGUGCACAAGUAGUCCGGCGCCAGAAAUUCAUGCAUCCCACGAGGUACAGGUAGCUCGUCCACAGCGCAUGUCUCGCGGCUACGCUCGAAUUAUCUAUACGAAACCUCACGGGUCGAGCAACAGCAUGCCUGCUGAUCUCCACGAGGCCCGGCCGGAGGACGAAACACCAGAAUCAAAGCGCCGUCCGCUGUCGACGCGGUGA
Molecule: messenger RNA, 645 nt
Organism: Lasiosphaeria miniovina
Lineage: Eukaryota; Fungi; Ascomycota; Sordariomycetes; Sordariales; Lasiosphaeriaceae
Exons: 1
Coding region: 1-645 (214 amino acids)
Source: RefSeq, a predicted model, not a curated record